AUGGCGACUCCCUAUAAUGUGGCUGGGUCCAGCAGAAGCCUGCCAAACCCUACCCCUUGUUUGAGCUAUUGGCAACGAACCACGCGGGCCUUCCCGCAUCUGCAUGAGAAUAAACAAGCACAAGUACCAUCAAAGUCAAAAUAUGUUGUUGUUGGCUCCGGUAUCGCUGGCGGGUUGACUGCCUUUGAACUAAUCGAAGCAGGAGUCAACGCCGAGGAUAUUGUCAUCUUGGAAGCGCGCGAGGCAGGUAGUGGCGCAAGUUCGCGAAAUGCUGGGCAUGUCCGACCAGAUGCGUUCCGGGGCUUUAGUGCAUAUUCUAAAGUCCACGGAGAAGAGCAGGCUCUCAAGAUUAUCAAUAAUGAGCGACUUGUCCUCGAACGAGUAGACCAGUUUGUCAAAAAGCAUAACGUGCAGUGUGACUUUAAUUUGACCACAACAUUUGACGUCUGCAUGACCCCGGAGUUUGCUGACUACGAAGCGAAGAGCCUGGAAGCCUUCAGACAGGCAGGUGGUGAUACGUCACACAUCAAGUUUUACGAUGGAGAAGAGGCCCAGCAGAAAACCAGAAUUCCCGGAGCUGUAGCAGCAUACGAAUGGCCAGCCGGCUCCAGUCAUCCGGCCAAGCUGACACAAUUUCUGCUCCAGGCGGUCAUAUCCAAGGGUGCAAGGCUCUUCACGUUCUGCCCUGCCACUGAAGUCGUACAAAGGACCUUGGAUCCGGUCCUCUGGGAUGUGCACACUCCUCGUGGGACAAUAGCUGCAGAAAAAAUAAUACAUUGCACGAAUGCUCAUGCUGCCCAGUUACUGCCAGCCUUAGAUCCAUUCAUGCGACCGAAUCGUGGACAAGCCCAGUCUCUCGUGCCGGUCCCUGCUUUCUCAGGACGAGGUGGUCUACAAAGUACCUUUUCUCUACGAUAUAGUCUGCAUCACUUCUACUCCUUGAUCCAACGGCAAGGCGAUGGUACGUUAGUGCUAGGUGUUUCGAGGUCAAAUCCGACACUAAGCCCCGAGACAAUCGCCAGUCGCCUCAGUACGGACGAUUCUCAAUACAACGAGGAGAUUGUUGAGGAUGCAUUGCGAACUUUUGGUCAAAUUUUCCCGGACUAUACAUCCGAAACUGCAAUGCAUGGCGAAGGCUUAGACCAUGCUUGGACUGGAAUCAUCGGAAUGACGACGGAUUCGGUACCAUUUAUUGGCGCCAUUGAGUCUUUGCCUGGGCAAUAUAUCUGUGCAGGGUUCAACGGUCAUGGUAUGGCGCGCAUUUUCACCUGUGCCUCGGGUGUCGCUCAACUUGUGCUUGGGAAAAGCUGGAGUAAGACAGGAUUACCUGAAUGCUUCCAGUUUAGUGAUGAGAGGCUUUUGCGGCUUUCAAGCGGUGAUUUGCCUUCCAUUUGGUAG
Messenger RNA from Penicillium soppii, 1398 nucleotides. RefSeq names its product NAD(P)/FAD-dependent oxidoreductase. The coding region runs from base 1 to 1398 and encodes 465 amino acids. The transcript is spliced from 3 exons. Gene Ontology annotation, molecular function: oxidoreductase activity. Lineage: Eukaryota; Fungi; Ascomycota; Eurotiomycetes; Eurotiales; Aspergillaceae. Gene Ontology annotation, cellular component: cytoplasm. The record is from RefSeq and is a predicted model, not a curated record.